This is a messenger RNA of Eurypyga helias (sunbittern), 1100 nucleotides long. RefSeq names its product CD82 molecule (gene CD82). Bases 1 to 864 code for a protein of 287 amino acids. The transcript has 7 exons. Gene Ontology annotation, cellular component: membrane. The record is from RefSeq and is a predicted model, not a curated record. Lineage: Eukaryota; Metazoa; Chordata; Aves; Eurypygiformes; Eurypygidae.
AUGGGGGAGAUGGGUGGGAACAGCAAAAGAAUGGUUGGCUUCACUCUGGAAGUAUGGAGAAUGGGGACUGCCUCUUCUUAUUUGUCUAAACUAAUAGACCAGUUGUGUAUUUUGUUCUUGUUCUUUCAGAUCCUGGGUGCUGUGAUCCUGGGUUUUGGAAUAUGGAUUCUAGCUGACAAAACCAGUUUCAUUGCCGUUCUACAGAUGUCAUCUCCCUCCCUGAAGACUGGUGCGUACGUCCUCAUCGGCGUUGGGGCUCUCACCAUGCUGAUGGGGUUCUUGGGCUGUCUUGGAGCAGUCAAUGAAAUCCGAUGUCUCUUGGGUCUGUACUUCACUUGCCUAAUGGUCAUCCUCAUAACUCAGGUUGCUGCUGGCCUGGUCAUCUACUUCCAGAAAGAAACACUGAAAGAAGAAUUGUCCCACAUAAUUGGAAGUCUGAUUGAAAAUUAUGACCCUUUGAAUGAUGAUGAGAGGAACUUACAAGAUGCGUGGGACUAUGUGCAAAAACAGAUCUCCUGCUGUGGCUGGACUGGAGCGCAGGACUGGGAAAAUAAUGAGAUCCUUUUCAACCAAAGCCUGACUGCAUAUCCCUGCUCCUGCUCCAAUAGCUCCAAGGACUCUCAGGUAGACAGUGGUUUCUGCAAGCUGGAUGUCCCUACCAACAGCACUGUAACAUCUGCUGACUGGCCUGUUCAUGAGCAGGGAUGUAUGGAUGGUGUAGAGAAGUGGUUGAAGGACAACCUUGGUGUCAUUCUUGGGGUCUGUACCGGUGUUGCUGUUAUAGAGCUCCUGGGAAUGAUACUGUCCAUUUCACUCUGCAAGAACAUACACAGCGAAGACUACACCAAAGUGCCCAAGUCUUGAGUUGGCUGACUCCAGAGCUACGGCACCGCAGAGAAAGGAGCAAACAGAACAUUCCUGCCUCAUACCCAGACUGUCCAACCAUUGACUAUUAUUCCUGUGACAUCCCAUUUCUGAUACCACUCAGCUAAGAACUCUUAGAGCUGCAAUACAGCCUGAUCUUCUGGCAAUACGGCCCUUGGGUCACCUGCAUCCUGCCUCUGGAUUAUUUCUACUUCAAGAAGCAGAACUUAACUGUC